This is a messenger RNA of Acinonyx jubatus (cheetah), 1165 nucleotides long. It is a transcript of the gene RAMP1, whose product is annotated as receptor activity modifying protein 1. Gene Ontology annotation, biological process: receptor internalization; intracellular protein transport; G protein-coupled receptor signaling pathway. Gene Ontology annotation, molecular function: coreceptor activity. Gene Ontology annotation, cellular component: cell surface; membrane; signaling receptor complex. The transcript has 3 exons. The record is from RefSeq and is a predicted model, not a curated record. The coding region runs from base 542 to 922 and encodes 126 amino acids. NCBI's taxonomy places the organism in Eukaryota, Metazoa, Chordata, Mammalia, Carnivora, Felidae.
UCUCUGUUUGUGUGUUUAUUGCCUCUAGAAGAUUCCAUGGGUGUGAUGGUCAGAGGAAAGAUGGCUGCUGGCUGGGUAGGUGGACAGAUGGGAGAGCGAAACCAUUUCUCCUGGAAACUCCUAUGUGUCCUGUAGCUCAAGUGGGUCGUGUUGUGUCAUGACAGGAAAGGGGUUCUAGUAGGUAGCCCACUGCUGGAGGCUGCCCUGUUCAGCUUUGGACAGCCCCUCACCCCCGCAAGAAUGGCCCAGCACCAACGUCUAUGGAGCCGAGGCUGAGAAGCCCUUCCGUGUAAACACAUAAACAGUGCUCUUUGCACGAAAGGAAAUAAGCCACGGGGGUAGAGCUGGAGGUGGGGGCCCUUCUCCCGAGCCCUGAGCAGUUUUGGAAGAGCCCUCCAGAUCCCCAGGGUGGUUAUGCAGAGGCCUGAAUCUUGGAACUUUCUGGAAGCCUUGAUGGCUGAAGUGUGGCGAGAGGAGGGCUUUGAGCAAGGCGGGCGCUCAAGGAGGACCCGAGCCUGUGGGCCAGGUGCAUCACCUCCUCAUGGCCACGGCCUGCCAGGACGCCAACUCUGGCGCUCUCCUCCAGGAACUCUGCCUCACCCAGUUCCAGGUGGACAUGGAGGCCAUCGGGAAGACGCUGUGGUGCGACUGGGGCGAGACCGUCAAGAGCUACAAAGUGCUCACUGACUGCACCAGGCACGUGGCGGACCAGCUGGGCUGCUUCUGGCCGAAUGCGGCAGUGGACAAGUUCUUUGUGGCCAUCCACCGGCACUACUUCAGGAACUGCCCCGUCUCCGGCAGGGCUGUGCGGGACCCGCCCCGAAGCAUCCUCUGCCCCUUCAUCGCGGUGCCCAUCCUGGUGACCCUGCUUGUGACGGCGCUGGUGGUCUGGAGGAGCAAGCGUCCGGAGGGCGUCGUGUAGGCCUGCAGUCUUGGGGGGGGGGGGGGGCGACUGGCCAGAGCUUCGGGCGCCCUGAUGGCAGAGUAGGCCCCAGAUCCCUUGUUUUGUCCCCCGGGAAGAGCUAACAGGAUUUCGGAAUGGCCGUGGCGCAGACGUUAACCUGAAAGCCCCCUGGCUGGAGUUCGAAGCGACCCAGGUGGGGACCCCAGAUGCUAGGAGGGAGCGGGAGCCUAAUUGUCAUGAUUUCCGGGGAGGGUUCCAACC